Molecule: messenger RNA, 3413 nt
Organism: Mesocricetus auratus (golden hamster)
Lineage: Eukaryota; Metazoa; Chordata; Mammalia; Rodentia; Cricetidae
Gene: Itfg1
Product: integrin alpha FG-GAP repeat containing 1
Exons: 19
Coding region: 149-2107 (652 amino acids)
Cellular component (GO): plasma membrane
Source: RefSeq, a predicted model, not a curated record
CGGAGGGACAGCCCCUGGCGAGCGGGAGAGUGCCGAGAGGGGCAGCCCGUGAGCCCGCACCCUGAGUCUUUUCUCGGUCGGCCGGGCGCACGGUGCUUUGCGGCUGCCGUCAAGCGCGGCGGCGGAGGCCGGCCGGGCCGAGGGCGCCAUGGCGGCGGGCCUGCUGCCCAGCGCCGGGGUGCUGCUGGUGCCGCUGCUCUUGGGGCUCGCGGUGCUGAGCGUUGGGCCUGCCCCGGCGCGGGCUCUGCACAACGUCACGGCCGAGCUCUUUGGGGCCGAGGCCUGGGGCACCCUGGCGGCCUUCGGGGACCUCAACUCCGACAAACAGACGGACCUCUUCGUGCUGCGGGAAAGAAAUGACUUGAUCGUCUUUUUGGCAGAUCAGAGUGCACCCUAUUUUAAACCCAAAGUACAUGUAUCCUUGAAGAGUCACAGUACAUUAAUAACAAGUGUAGUCCCUGGUGAUUAUGAUGGGGAUUCACAAAUGGAUGUCCUGCUCACAUAUUUUCCCCAAAAUCAUAGCAACAAUGAAUUAGGAGCUGUUAUCUUCUGGGGACAAAAUCAAACAUUAAAUUCUAAAAACAUGACCAUACUCAGUAGGACUUUUCAAGACCAGCCACUGAUUAUGGACUUCAAUGGUGAUUUAAUUCCUGAUGUAUUUGGUAUCACAAAUGAAUCCAGCCAGCCACAGAUACUAUUAGGAGGAAAUUUGUCUUGGCAUCCUGCCUUGAGCACUACAAGUAAAAUGAGGAACCCGCACUCUCAUGCAUUUAUUGAUCUGACUGAAGAUUUUACGGCAGAUUUAUUUCUCACGACAUUGACUGCCUCGAAUACCUAUCAGUUUGAGAUAUGGGAAAAUCUGGGUGGAAACUUCUCUCUCAAUAAUGUCUUUGAAAAACCUAAAAACCUAGUGGUGAUUGGACAGUCAGCAUUUGCAGACUUUGAUGGAGAUGGACACAUGGAUCACUUGCUACCAGGCUGUGAAGACAAAGACUGUCAGAAAAGUGCCAUAUACUUAAUGAGAUCUGGAACAGGGAAGUGGGUUCCUGUGCUGCAGGAUUUCAGCAAUAAGGGUACACUCUGGGGCUUUGUGCCAUUUUUGCAUGAAGAACAACCAACUUCAAUACCAAUUCCACUCACCCUUCAUAUUGGAGACUACAACAUGGAUGGCUACCCAGAUGCUCUUGCUAUAUUAAGGAAUACAUCUGGAAGCAAUCAGCAAGCCUUUUUACUGGAGAAUGUUCCGUGCAAUAAUGCGAGCUGUGAGGAAGUACAUCGGAUGUUUAAAGUCUACUGGGACCUAGCAGGCCUAAAUCUAAUCAAAGACGCCAUGGUUGCCACCUUUUUUGAUAUCUAUGAAGAUACUAGCAGAUCUGCAUGUUCAUCAGCUGACCACAAGCAGACCCCACGGGUACCUGCACAGUGCAGAAGAUGCAUUCACUACGCUUGUAAACUGAAACAACACAUCUCUACUGUCACUUUAUGGCAAGGAAUCUUGGACAUUAUAGUACUGAGUAAAGGAUACACCAAGAACGACGCUGCCAUUCAUACACUCAAAAAUAACUUUGAAGCAGAUGCUUAUUUCGUUAAAGUCAUUGUUCUUAGUGGUCUGUGUUCUAAUGACUGUCCUCGUAAAAUAACACCCUUUGGAGUGAAUCAGCCUGGACCUUAUAUUAUGUACACAACAGUUGAUGCAAAUGGAUAUCUGAAAAAUGGCUCAGCUGGACAGCUCAGCCAGUCAGCACACUUAGCUCUCCAAUUACCUUACAAUGUACUUGGUUUAGGCCGAAGUGCCAAUUUCCUGGACCAUCUUUUUGUUGGUAUUCCCCGUCCAUCUGGAGAGAAGUCUAUAAGAAAACAAGAGUGGACAGCAAUCAUUCCAAAUUCCCAGCUGAUUGUCAUUCCUUAUCCUCACAAUGUCCCUCGCAGCUGGAGUGCCAAAUUGUAUCUUACACCAAGUAACAUUGUCUUACUGACUGCAGUAGCCCUCAUUGGUGUCUGCAUUUUCAUCUUGGCAAUAAUUGCCAUUUUACAUUGGCAGGAAAAGAAAGCAGACGAUAGAGAAAAACGACAGGAAGCACAUCGGUUUCAUUUUGAUGCUAUGUGACUUUGAUCAAAUUGUACAUAAUGGCACUUGCUUGAUUAAUGAAAUACCAAAUCUCAACUCAUAGUAAAAAAAUAAUGGAUUUGAGAUAUUUAUAAAUUAUGCCUUCACUGUCAAUUAUUGGAAAAUACUAAAAUAAAUAUGGUCUGGAUAUCUCAUAGGGUCUUUUUUUUAAGCACUUUGUAUGUAAUAAUUGGGGUUCUUUAUUCAGUAGUAAUGAACAUUUUUGUUCCUUUGUGGAAUAUGUUGCAUGUACUCUGUGUAUUUGCAUUUAUAAUUUUAUUAGAAUAAUGAAGGUGGAAAGACGUGUAAAUAAAAAGAUAUAAUAGGGAGCUGGGGAAGAGGCAUAGUUCCACCUGAAGUGAUCUUGCUUCACAUCUUAAAAAUGCAAACUAUGCUUUCACAAAUAUGUGGCAAAUAAAGUUGUUAAACUAACAUUUAUCACAUCAAAUCAGAGCUCUCAUGAAUGACACAGAAUGAAACUAAUUAGCCUGGCUUUGGAUCACAGUAGGACAGAUUGCCUUAGACACCUGACUCUACAAUCUAAGUUAUUUGAAUUUGGCUAUUGCUUGACCUCUCUGUUAGCCUCAGUUUUGUUUAUAUGAUGAGGUUAACUUGCCUGCUCACUUGAAUUAUCGUGAACAUUAAAUUGUAUGAUGUACAUGAUGUGCUUAGCUCAGGGCCUAAGCAUUAAAUAAGUGUUCAUCGAGCAGUAGCUGUCAUUAUUGCUAUUUUAGGUGAUUUUAUUUUACUACUGUAGAUAAUUAUCAUAAUAUAAGAUAGUUAUCUUAGACAUAAGAACAUAUUCUUUGGAAAACUUAAAUUCUUAGUGAUACAUACCUUAUAAAAAUAAUUUGUUCAACUAAUUAUAAUACUCUCCAAGAGUAAACAUGUCCUAAAAAUUUGUAUUUUAAUACUAACCCUCUUGCAACAAUGAACAGCAUUUGUUCUCUUAAAAGAAAACUAAUAUAUAGACAAGAAUCUGGAGGUUACAUGUGCCAUAUCUCUGUUAUCAAAUACGUGAAAAGUCUAUCUCGUUUCUAGUCAGACCUUGGAUUUUAUAUUGUGAACUCUGCAUUGCCAAAAUUUACUGUAAAAUUAUUUAAAUCAAGAGGUCAGGAGAGAUGUUGUAUAAUUAUUAUCAGAGCUAACAAUAUUCUGAUUAUUAAGACGUGCUAUGGCUAUAAAUUUCUCUGAGUUUUGUUCAUGUUAUCUUCUUCAUUACAGUUCACUGAAGGAUGUGUCCAGUUUUCUUUCUAUCUAAGCAUGUUAAUAUAUCUUCUUAAUAAAUAUUCCUUCCUGAAUGAAA